AUGGAGUCUAAUCCUCCUCCUCCUCCUAAUCAAAAGCCUCAUGCUGUAUUUGUUCCAUUUCCAGCACAGGGUCAUAUCAACCCAAUGAUGCAACUAGCCAAACUCUUCCGUUGCAACGGUUUCCACAUAACCUUCGUCAACACUGAGUUCAACCACAAACGUUUGAUUAAAUCUCUCGGGUCAGAGUUUGUGAAAGGUCUCCCGGAUUUUCAAUUUGAAACCAUACCUGAUGGUUUACCAGAAUCAGAUAAAGACGCAACACAAGACGUUGAGCCGUUGUGUGAAGCAGUUAGAAAAAACUGUUAUGCUCCAUUGAAAGAGCUUGUGAUUAAGCUCAACACACAUAUUCCAGUUACUUGUGUAGUUGCUGAUGGGCUUUCGGGGUUUGCUGGAAGAGUAGCGAAAGAUUUGGGCAUUCAAGAGUUGCAGUUUUGGACAGCUUCAGCUUGUGGAUUUCUGGGAUAUUUGUAUUUUGAUGAACUUGUCAAAAGAGGAAUUCUUCCAUUCAAAGAUGAAAAUUUUGUUGUGGAUGGUACCUUAGAAACAAGUUUAGAUUGGACUUCAGGAAUGAAAGAUAUCAGACUAAAAGAUCUUCCAAGCUUCAUUAGAAUCACUGAUCUAAAUGAUAUUAUGUUUGAUUUUCAAGGCUCUGAAGCACAAAAUUGUUUGAGAUCAUCAACAAUUAUAAUUAACACAUUUGAAAAAUUGGAAGGUGAAGCUCUCGACACACUUAGGGUCAAAAACCUAAACAUAUAUAGCAUUGGUCCCCUUCACAUGCUUGGUAGGAACUUUCCAGAAAAGGAACAUGGUUUUAAGGAGAGUGGUUCGAGUUUAUGGAAAAAUGACAAAGAAUGCAUAAAAUGGCUGAACAAAUGGAAACCUCUCUCUGUCCUCUAUGUUAAUUAUGGAAGUGUGACUGUUAUGACAAAUCAACACUUGAAAGAAUUUGCUUGGGGAAUAGCAAAUAGUAAAUUACCAUUCUUAUGGAUAAUGAGGCCUGAUACAGUAAUGGGUGAAGAGAUUACAUCUUUACCACAAGAAUUCUUAGAUGAGGUAAAGGAUAGAGGAUACAUAACUAGUUGGUGCUUUCAAGAGCAAGUUCUUGCUCAUCCAUCAAUUGGAGGAUUUUUAACUCAUUGUGGUUGGAAUUCUACACUUGAAGCUAUUUCUUCAAGUGUUCCUACUAUUUGUUGGCCUUUUUUUGCUGAGCAACAAACAAACUGCAGAUAUUUAUGUAACACUUGGAGAAUAGGGGUGGAAAUUAACUAUGAUGUAAAAAGGGAUGAGAUAACAAAAAUUGUGAUGGAAUUGAUGGAAGGAGAAAAGGGUAAAGAAAUGAGACACACAUGCUUGGAAUGGAGGAAGAAAGCUACAAAAGCUACUGAUUUGGGAGGAUCAUCAUACAAUAAUUUUUAUAAGUUAAUCAAAAAGGUUCUUCAUCACAAUAUUACUUGA
Messenger RNA from Lathyrus sativus (Indian pea), 1455 nucleotides. Lineage: Eukaryota; Viridiplantae; Streptophyta; Magnoliopsida; Fabales; Fabaceae. The record is from the annotation of a GenBank genome assembly.